UUGGUAUGUUUGUUGCAGUGUGCUGUGCGGCGCUCCGUUAACUCGGCAGACAACCUAUAGCGAGUGGACCAGUGUGCUCCUUCCUAUUUUUAGAAGUCUGCCUAAUGGGGGAAAACGAAGGGGCUUGAAGAAACUGCAGAGGAAGCUCUCGGCUGCGCUGCAAUGAGCUCGCACAACACCGCGAAGUGACGGAAUAAAAACAACGACAAACAACAACAAAAGUUUUACAGAAGUUCAACGCGUUGCUUCAGCUCGACUUCACUUUGAAUAAAACGCCGUGGCCUCUGGAGAAGUUGCUGCGCAGCACCAAUGGCUGCCCAGUGCGACACUUUAAGCGGAUACUUGCAGCAGUCGGACCAGGGCUCCAACAGCGAGCGCAGCACCGACUCUCCUCUCCCAGGAUCGGAGGAGGAUCUGAGCGGACCCCAUCCGCUGCCAGAUCCGGAGUGGACCGAGGAGCGGUUUCGGGUGGACCGUAAGAAGCUGGAAGUCAUGUUACUAGCUGCCUCUGAGGGGAGAGUCAAUGGCGGAGAGGAUUUCUUUCAGAAGAUCAUGGAUGAGACCCAAACGCAAAUAGCCUGGCCGUCCAAACUGAAAAUUGGUGCCAAGUCCAAAAAAGAUCCUCACAUCAAGGUGUGCGGCAAGAGGGAGAACGUGAGGGAAGCCAAAGACAGAAUUAUGUCUGUCCUUGACACAAAGAGUAACAGGGUAACUCUGAAGAUGGACGUUUCCCACACAGAGCACUCACACGUUAUUGGCAAAGGUGGUAACAACAUCAAGAGGGUGAUGGAGGAGACGGGGUGCCACAUCCAUUUCCCAGACUCUAACAGGAACAACCAGACAGAGAAGAGCAACCAGGUGUCCAUCGCAGGGCAGCCAGGAGGGGUGGAGGCAGCUCGAGUGAAAAUACGGGAGCUGCUCCCUCUUGUGCUGUCUUUUGAGCUUCCCGCCAUCAUGCAAUCUGACCCCAGCUCCCCCACCGUGCAGCACAUCUCGCAAACCUACAACCUCACAGUCUCCUUCAAGCCCCCGACACGCCUCUACAGGGCCACGGGUGUGGUUCGCGGUUCACAGAACAAUGCCAACGCAGUCAAGAGGGGCACGGCUCUGUUGUUGGAGCACCUGGCCGGUAGCCUAGCAAGCACCAUCUCAGUCACCACCCACCUGGACAUCGCACCCCAGCACCACCUCUUCAUGAAGGGCCGCAACGGCAGCAACAUCAAGCACAUCACCCAGAGGACGGGUGCCCAGAUCCACUUCCCUGACCCCAACAGCCCCCAGAAGAAAUCCACAGUCUACAUUCAGGGCACCAUUGAAUCGGUCUGCCUGGCACGGCAGUACCUCAUGGGCUGCUUGCCUCUGGUAUUAAUGUUUGAUAUUAAAGAGGACAUUGAGGUGGAGCCCCAGUGUAUCACAGCACUAAUGGAGCAGCUGGAUGUCUUCAUCAGUAUCAAACCAAAGCCAAAACAGCCCAGCAAGUCUGUGAUAGUCAAGAGUGUGGAGAGGAAUGCGGUGAACAUGUACGAAGCCCGAAAAUUCCUCUUGGGUCUGGAGAGCAACGGGGUGUCUUCCUCCUCACCCUCUGUGGCACUGAAUCCCACCACCAACGGCCCGUCCCCAUCCCUCAUCUGCCCCGUUGGCCUGGACAUCCUGGCCUCAGCUGGCCUGGGGCUGAGCAAUCUGGGUUUCCUGGGUGCAACGGCGCCCCACUCCCUCACCAACUCGGCUGCCCCAAAUGCUGUCCUCAACAGCUUAAACUCCUCCAUGAAUCCUUUGCAGACCCCAAGCCCCAGCACCCCCACACCCUCCCCCUCCCUCUGGCCCAGUUCACUCACCAGCACCCAAGGCUUUUCAUCUCCGCUGAUGCUGCAUCCUGCCACCCAGGCCACCCUGAGUAGCAUCCUGCUGUCAGGCGUGCAGAGUUACACACAGGGUACACCGUCCCCUCCGCCUGGCCUUGCCCCCAUAGACAAGCAGCCCAAUGGGGUCCCUGACUGUGCCAAGGGCCCUUGCACUCUCAAUGGACAUGUGAAGCAUCCUGGCUCAGUCUAUGGGAGGAUAGCAACUGCGUCACUUGCAGAAACUGUUUUGAGUCCAGCCCCAUGUGACUCAGUCCAGGAGGCCAGCGGACACAAUCCGUCAGAACCGUUGUCAAGCAAGUCCAGUCCAGAUGAAGGCUCUGACACAUUUGUGGAAGUGGGCAUGCCCAGGAGCCCCUCUCACUCUGCCAAUGGGAGUGAGCUGAAACAAAUGCUGGCUUCAUGCAAGACGUCAUCAGGGAAACGACAGGCUGUGGAGCUCUUGCAGGGCACCAAGAAUUCCCAUCUACAUUCUGACUGUCUUCUCUCGGACGCCGAGUCCAGCUCAUCAGACAGUCCUGUGGCGGAUAAGAGGGCACCGGGUAGCGAGCGGGCGGCUGAGAGGGCAGCACAGCAGAACGAGAGGGAGAGAAUCAGACUGGCACCACAGACCUCUUUCGCCAACAUGCAGGCAUUUGACUAUGAACAGAAAAAGCUGUUGGCAACCAAAGCUAUGUUAAAGAAGCCUGUGGUGACUGAGGUGCGGACCCCUACCAAUACUUGGAGUGGUCUGGGCUUCUCAAAGUCCAUGCCAGCUGAGACCAUCAAAGAGCUGCGGAGAGCCAAUCAUGUUUCAUACAAGCCCAGCAUGAGCACCACAUAUGAGGGUUCCCCGCUGUCUUUGUCGCGAUCCAGCAGCCGGGAAGGUGUGGGUAACGGCAGUGACUCGGACAACUGGCGAGAGAGAAACGGCACCGGUAACGGCCUGCCCAGUCACGCCGAGUUCCCCUCUGCUGUCAGCAGCCCCAAGAGGAAGCAGAACAAAUCUGCUGCGGAGCAUUACCUCAGCAGCAGCAACUACAUGGAUUGCAUCCCUUCGGUAACUGGCAGCAACGGCUGCAGCCUGAGUUCAUCUCUGAAAGGCUCAGACCUGCCUGAGCUGUUCAGCAAGCUGGGCUUGGGGAAGUACACAGAUGUAUUCCAGCAACAAGAGAUUGACCUCCAGACAUUCCUGACUCUAACAGACCAGGACCUGAAGGAACUGGGCAUCACCACCUUUGGAGCCCGCAGGAAAAUGCUGCUCGCCAUCUCAGAACUAAACAAGAACCGGAGGAAGCUAUUUGAGCCACCCAUCAGGUCCUCCUUUCUGGAAGGAGGAGCGAGCGGCCGCCUCUCCCGCCAGUUUCACGCAGACAUGGCGAGCGUCAGCGGGCGAUGGUAGGCGCCUCCAGACCUCCAGUCCAUCUCAGAACCGUCCAUGAUGGAGAUCAGCCUCCAGUCUCUUUCUGUGCCUCAGCAGCCCAGGUUUCAGUGGUUGUUUACCUUUUUUCAGCUUUAGCUGAAUUAAGACUGUUCAGAAUGUUGUUGUUGCCAUAUAGUAUAAAUUUAUAUGUAUUAAAAAAGCCAUAGUUUUACCUGAAGUGCCAACAAGGAAAAAAAAAAGGGAUUUCUCAGACACAUGAGGUUCAAGUGUUCACUCCUUAUGGAGCCAUUCAGUCUAUCUGGAGCAUUUAUAUAUGAAGGUUGUUGUAAUGGUUCUGAAGGAAGGGUACUGUCCAAUAUUUCUGUCCACUUUUUGUUGAAGGGAACAGGCAGAAUGAUUAGUACAAUCAUUUUACACAUUGAUACGACCUGCAUUUGUAUUAUGCUGUUGUAUCAGUGACAUGCACUUUAACAAUACUAGACUUUUGCCUGUGAGAGCCUAAUUCCUUAGACUGAAAUAAUGAUAACUAUGCAUUUUUUAUUGACUAAAAGCACAGAUGCAUUUUGUACCAAACCAAAUGUAAUAAGCACUUAGCCAGUGAGAUUAGGGCGCCACCAAAUGAAGUACAAAAUGGGUCAGCACACCAAAGUGGUGACUUCAUCAACUUUAAAAACAUCUACCAAAGGAAAGUAUCAUUGUGGCCUUUGACCUUUGGAUACCUUUAGUGUUUUGAUUGGUGGACAUUCCUCCAAGGUCAGUGUUUGUGUCCAGCCACAGUCUGUUUGUCUGUCUGUGUAUUUCAAGACAAAACAAAAAAAAUCAAAUAUUUUGUACUCAUUAUGCAUUAUGAUUUUAUUUUUAGUUUUUAUUACCAUUUUAGGGGAAUGGGUGGGAUGUUUAACGGUAAUCAGUUUACAUAUGUAUUUUUUUAUACGUUCAUGAGUGAGUUUCUAUGAUUUUGUAAUUAGAUUAUUAGUGUCUUUUACUUUUUUUUUCCUGCCCCUUAAUCUGUGGAGCCGUAACAUGGCUGUGCCAUUAGACAGCAGCAGAGACAUGAGGCAGUUAUGCUAAGCUUCAUAGGCCUCUCUCUGAUUGUGUCAACAGGCAUCUUUCUGUGGUUUUCCCGUCUCUGUUUGUUUAUAGUGCAUGGUCUUUUGUCUCAUCUGUUAUUUGUCAGUGUUGGCCUCCCUGCGGCCCAUUCUGUGUGCCUAAAAAUCUCAAUGCACUCCUCCAUAUAUCCGGAAAAGGAGUUGUUAUGCUAGAACUGUGUGCCUUUUUUUUUUUUUUUUUACUGGCUGUCCCGUUCAGAGCAAGGAAAGACCUCGUAGCAGAGCAAGGCCAUGCCUUUGUAGUGAAAGGUGCCAAUGUACAUAACUAGUUUUUCAGCAGGGAGAUAUUUUGUUAAGAACACUAAUAUUUUGGUCUGACCUUGCUCUCCAGAUAGGAGGUGCAUCACACAAAGAACCAAUAUAUUCACAGCCAAGUUAGUUUCAUAUGAGAAUUUCUGCGAGACAACAAUAAGCAACCAGAGUCAUCAAAAAGACUGUGAGAUUUAAGAUGAAAACAAAUAAAAAUCUGGAAUUUUCUAGUAUCAGUCUUGCAAUCUAAUAUCCACAAAACUUGGUUAAGCAGUGUUUAAUGAAGUAACAGGAUUAUGCAUGCAGCAGUAGUGUUUGCCAUUAAAGUUUGUGUUUGUUCUGGGCUCCUGUAUUAUGUUCAGUCAUGUAUUUUGAAAAGGAAAACAUCCUUUUCCAGCAGUUCAUUAACUUUGGAUAACUCUAGUGUUUUUUUGUGCGCCGUUUGAAAGAUUUAUCUUAGGAUUUAGCCUACAAGCCGAUCCAUUGUCCAAGGUCCUGAGCAUUUCGUAUCAAGUGCAAUUAAGUGUUUCUUUGUAGAUUUUUUUUUUCUUUUCUGGGAAAAUUUGUUUAUAUUUGCAAUACAAGUAUAAAAGCUCAGACUGAAGAAUUUCUUAUCUUGGUUUAAAUGAGAGUGCAGUGUAUAAAAUCUAUUAAGUAGAGGACGCUUCUGAGAAAUUAUCACUGUCGAGUGCAUGAACAUUUAUCUAGAUAAAUGUAACCAUGACAAAAAGUACCAGCAGUCCUCAUAAAAAUCUCAGACAGAAGUCAGUUGUUUGUCGCCUCUCUUCAAUUUCGCAGUGAUUCCCUUUAAGUUGAUUUUUUUUGUUUCAUGUUUACUUUUAACCUCUUUCCACCUUCUCUCGCAUCUGAUUUGAGCCAUUCUCAAUGUGGUUGUCAAGUUAAUAACACUAUACUUAAUAAUAUUCUGACACGGUUGCUGACGCCAACCAGGUAAUUGUCUUUUUUUUUUUCUCUUUUUUUCCUCUUGUUUUUUUUCCUUUGAAGUCUUAAGGGACCUGCAAUGCAUGUCAUGCCCCCUGCAUCUUCGCUCUUGACUGCCCUAUACAGGCAAAAAAAAUAAAACAUGCCAAAAAGUAAAUAAAAAGUAAAUGUAAAAAUUUUAAAAAUAAUAAUAAUAAAAGAGGGUGGUGGAAUUCCCUUUAUCCUGAGAGGACACCCGGGGCCAGUUCGCCCCCACUCAUCAUGGUACUACAUUGAAACUGUUGAGCACUGAUUCUCCCAGUGCUGUGACUCGUGUUCCUGCCUAGCAGACAUUUGUUUUCAUCCCUCUCCUUGUUCGGAUGUGUUUGCUCGGAGGGCAGUAGAGGUUCUUGUCUUAUCAAGUGAAUGUUGUUUAAAAAAAAAAAUAUUGAUGCAUGUUAUUGCAGAUUUAUUACGGAUCAGUGAAGGGACUCAUUAAGUCAAAAAAGUUUACUGCCAGCUUGUCUAGUCUUUGCCCUUGAUAGGAAAGUUUUACAAUUAUGUCUUUGAUUUGUUGUGUUAGUCAUAUUAUUGUUGUUCCCAAAGGGAUUUAUUUGAAGGAGUCUUUGUACUGCAAUCAAAUGGUACAUUUAUAAUAAAUGUAAACCACUAAGGAAAUGAUGUAUUACAUAACUUUUGUACAACUUUUUCAUCUUAUACAACCAUUGUCUUUGUGUGAGAAAGGUACAAUUCUCCACAAAGUUCCAGAGAAGAAUUUGUGUAAAAACAUUGCCAUGUGGCCAAAGCUCUGUUCACUGUUGAUGCUAUUGUUAUUCUAACUGUAUUGUAGUACAGACAUAAACAGAAGACUUUUUGGAGAAACUGUCAAGCAGGCAAAAAAAAAAUGUUUGUUCAAACAUUCAAAUGGUAUUAUGAAGGUAAUAAAUGUAU
Messenger RNA from Toxotes jaculatrix (banded archerfish), 6452 nucleotides. RefSeq names its product protein bicaudal C homolog 1-like. NCBI's taxonomy places the organism in Eukaryota, Metazoa, Chordata, Actinopteri, Toxotidae. The record is from RefSeq and is a predicted model, not a curated record. Gene Ontology annotation, cellular component: cytoplasm. The transcript is spliced from 21 exons. Gene Ontology annotation, molecular function: protein binding; RNA binding. Bases 310 to 3240 code for a protein of 976 amino acids.